Molecule: messenger RNA, 402 nt
Organism: Closterium sp. Naga37s-1
Lineage: Eukaryota; Viridiplantae; Streptophyta; Zygnematophyceae; Desmidiales; Closteriaceae
Source: the annotation of a GenBank genome assembly
AUGCCUUUUCCAAGUUCCGACCCACCACCAGAGUCUAAUGCUUCUCACAGCCUGAUUCCCUCCCUCCCCCCACUAACCCCUCCCCCUCCCCCCACCACCCCCCGUUUCCCCCCCCCCCCCCCCCCCCCCCUCUCCUCCCCCGCUCAUCACCAAUCCCUCGCAUCUCUCCCUGCCCAACUGCCCCAGUCCCUCACAUCUCCCCCUGCCCAACUGCCCCAGUCCCUCGCAUCUCCCCCUGCCCAACCAGCUCCCCCAGUCCCUCGCAUCUCUCCCUGCCCAACUGCCCCAGUCCCUCACAUCUCCCCCUGCCCAACUGCCCCAGUCCCUCGCAUCUCCCCCUGCCCAACUCCCCCAGUCCCUCGCUCGCACCUCUCCCUGCCCAACUCCCAUAAUACCUCAUGA